AUAUAUAUACGUGGUUUAUGGUAGAGAACGCUGACGCCGCGAUUUAAUUAUUUUAAUUUCAACACAUCAUCGUCGGUCGAUACGAUUAAUAGUUAAUUGUUUCGUAAGGAAAGAAUCGAUACACACAAUUUAGGAGAUUUCCACGGUUGAAUUAAAAUAUGGUUAGUCACUUUGGAGAAAUAAUAUUUCCAUCAUCGCGAGCAUUUUGGGAUGAUGAAGACGAAUACGAAUCAGCUGAUUAUAUAGAACAUUCUCCCAAGCUGUACGUUCGCUGGUUGAAAACAAAACCAGAAUUUAUGCAAAAGUUGAUCGUAAUGGAAGGAGAUCCAUUAAUUCCGUUUGUAGAACAAUGUUUGUGUUCUAAAAUGAAAGAAGCAUGCGUUAUAGAAAAUGAAAAUCGUAAAAAAGUUUCAGCCAUUUAUCAAAUUGACAAACAAAUAUACAUAUGUAUAAUUUUAUCACAGUUUGACACAAAAAAUACUGGAGAAUUUGUAAACCAGAUAUAUGAUUUGUUAACAAGUUCAGAGAGUAUAAUUUCAAUAGUGUGUCGUCAUAUAUCACAGUUCCAGAGUAUGAAUGUCCCAGAGACUGCUUCGUUUUUAAGAAUACUGGCAACCAAAACGGCGAAUAUCACAAAAUGUGGGAUUAAACUAUUGGAACAACCAAAUAUUGUAUUUGGAGUUGGCGCAGGAGUCUUAUCUCUUGCCGAACUCAUUGGCGCACCAGCCAAGUUAUACAUAUUAUAUAUCGACAGUUUCAUAUUGGAUUCCAAAUGCGCAGAACCGAUCUUACAAGUUUUAACUGAUGAAAUACCCUGUAAAUUACAGCAACCCAAAUUUGCAGAAAAUUCUUUUAGUAAAGGAAAUCUUUACAUGUGAGACGUUUUAUAUUAUUGUUCCUUUUGUGAUCGAUAUCUGAACCGAUAAGUUAAAUAUAAAUAUAAACCGAUCAUGCUAA
Wasmannia auropunctata (little fire ant) is the source of this 957-nucleotide messenger RNA. RefSeq names its product proteasome assembly chaperone 1 (gene PSMG1). The coding region runs from base 159 to 878 and encodes 239 amino acids. NCBI's taxonomy places the organism in Eukaryota, Metazoa, Arthropoda, Insecta, Hymenoptera, Formicidae. The transcript is spliced from 5 exons. The record is from RefSeq and is a predicted model, not a curated record. Gene Ontology annotation, biological process: proteasome core complex assembly. Gene Ontology annotation, molecular function: proteasome binding. Gene Ontology annotation, cellular component: endoplasmic reticulum.